GUGCCGCCCAAUUCAUUCGUUUGCUUGUUGGGUCAUUUUGCCGGGUGUGUUCUUCGUUCGAUAUUGGGAUCUUCGCAGUGCGAAUAGUGCAGCAAAUUUGACAAGACGCUUUGUUUGGGAUAAGUUCUAAAUAUUUGGAGAAAACGGGGAGCAUUGAGCAUUGUUUGAACAGUGUUGUAAAAGUUUGUGUGAAUUUAAUAUCGAUAAAUAUUAAAACAAAUUCGAGAACCUUUAAUAGCUUGUGCAAAACAUUAAAAGGGGAGAGCCCAGAAGCAGUGAACAAAGAAAAAGAAAGGUAUUUGAUAUAAAAACCAUAGUUUAAAAUGGAGCACGAGGAUAAUGCGCACUUGGACAACGUUUUGCAAAGCUCGCCCCAUUUGAUGGAUAAUUUGCAGAUGGCUAGUGGUGAUGGUGUGUGUGAUAAUGUUGUAGCAGAAGAGAUUGGAAGUAGUAUUGGUGGAAAAUUUGGUGAACAUGAAGGGCAUGACCAGGAGGAAUGGAAGUAUAUUAAAGAAGGGCAACAGAGCGAAAAGCAGCAAGAGCGAAUUAGAGACGGUAUAGAUAGUAAAGAUAUGGAAGACGUAGAAGAUGUUGGCAACGGGCAUGGAUACGUAUAUGAGGUAGGCGAUGUCGGGGCCGACGAUUUGCUCUUGCUAGACAAGCACGAAGUUGGUAACGGUGUCGUUGGCAUCUCAGCCGCUGUUGACGUAGACGCCAUCAACACGCCAACCGGCAUUGAAGAGAAUGAAGCAUUAAAAAAUUAUGGUGAUUUUUCACCAACUUCUAAUACAACGUCUAUAGGCGGCGAAGACGUCGAUUCGGAUAAUGGUGUACUGCAAGUCGAAAUGAAAAUCGAAACAGCAACAUUACUGCAAUCACAGCCGGUUGAAAAUCUAUUGGGUGCUGGUGGUGCUGAGAGAAAUUUCGUAGAGAUGGAAGAAGAGGAACCAAGUUCAUUGGCAACAAAUACUACCAAUGGAACAAAUAGUCUUAGCGAAAAUGCUCCACUACAACAACUAAGUUCAGAAAAAAAUGAUCUAAAAACCGUGGAACUUUCUAUAGAAAACAAAGAAAAUGCUAAUCCUAGUUUACCAAGCAUUGGUUUACAUGGUGGUAAGGAUGAAAUUAUCAGACCUAAUGACCUGGACUUUGAAACGCACUCACACUUAAACCCAAAUGCUUUGGUGUUCGUCCCCAGUGUUGGUUCGAAUCCGGCUUCACCCCUAGUGCCCACAAGCGAUAGUGCAGCUUUUACUGUUGGCGAACCGGCUUUAAACAGUGAUGCAGAAACAGCGCCACAACCACACCCAAACUCAAUAGCACGCCACCUGCUUAGUGAUGAUGAUUUCGUGGCUCAGAGCCCACGCAAGGGAAGUGUUGAAUCCAAUUUAGAUGGUAUUGCAUUGCCUGAAGAAAAUGAUUUUGAACAUGAAGCCGCAAAGCGUCCGCAUGAAUUGGAGCAAGAAGACGAUUUAAUUGGUGUUGGUACGGUACAGCACUUACAACAGUUUGAAAAUCAUAAUAAUGAUGGUGUGCAUUUGCUCAAAGAAGAUAAAAAUGCAGAAGAAGCAGAUUAUUCACUUGAUAUUCGUCAUUCCCCAGCAAAUAUAAUCGAUCACGGUCCUGAAACAUCUGUCGAUUUAGAUGCUGAUAUUGGAAUUCAGCUAUGUGAUAAUGACAACCUAGCCCAGCAACAUAAAUUUGAAAUGCCUGAUCCUAUUGAGGAUGUACUUAAUACAGUACAGCCAUUACCAAUCGAUACUGAAAGUGUAAACGUUUCUUUUAUUGAAGAACGGUCACAACAAGAAUUAGAAGCUGGAGGAAAGGAAUUGUUAGAUGUCGAAGAAAAAGACUACAUUUCUCAAUCGCCUUCGACUGAAGAAAUGAAAAUGAACAUGCAAAAUCAAAUGCAUUCAUCAAUAAAGGAUAUACCACAAAUACCUAUUGAUAUGCAUGAUGGAGCAAAUAUGCAAGAAUCAUUCUACUUAGACAGCACUUCAACUGAAUUACAAAAUGCAGAUGAUGUAACCCUUAAGCGAACAGGCGAAAACCUCACUGACGCCAGUAACCCUUACCUUGUAGCAGAUCACAUUUCAUUCGAAAAUAGUUGUUUUGCGAAGCCCAGUGGAGCUGAACUGGAAAUUGACUUUGAGCACGAACAUCCCUCUCUGAAUAUAUUCGCUCCAGAAUUCACUCCUGGUCAAAAAUCAGUCUGUACAGAUGGGGUAUCACCUUCUCCCAUGUCAACUGAGGAGAAACACUUAGUAGAAGAUACCAAAGAACUGGCAACUAAAAGCGAAACUUCAGACGAACUUGAGCAAAAAAUUGAUGACUUAAAACUUUCUACAAAAGAUGGAAUCCUCUCUCAGGUGUGUAAUUUACCUAUAUAUAAGUCGUGUAUAGCAAAUUUUCAACUAAAAAGUCGCCGCUAGAGCGUCAAAGCAAAA
Molecule: messenger RNA, 2447 nt
Organism: Rhagoletis zephyria (snowberry fruit fly)
Lineage: Eukaryota; Metazoa; Arthropoda; Insecta; Diptera; Tephritidae
Gene: Map205
Product: Microtubule-associated protein 205
Source: RefSeq, a predicted model, not a curated record